AUGAAAAACCUGUGUUUCAGAGUCAUUGUCAUGGCUAUAGGUCUUUAUUGUACUGGAGCAAUGACAAACCCAUCAAGAAAAAACAGUAUUUUUUUCAAUGCUGCAUGCCAGUGGGAUCGAUAUCUUCUGAUAAAUUGUUCCUUUACUGGAAAACUUGGUAUACCUAGUGACAUAUCACAGACAGCAGCCACAGUGGAUGCAAGUUCCGGUUUCUUUAGGGUUCUCCGACAAUCUCCCACGGAAAAUGAAGAACAGAAUAUAAAACAUCUGGACCUCAGUAACAAUCUCAUAUUGACAAUAACCUUAAGCUCUCUUGCACAUCUACAUGCUUUGGAAAUAUUAAACCUCAGCCACAAUGCCAUCCAUUCCAUCUCAGUGGACCUGCCCAGUCCUAAGUCCUCGUGGGUGAAAUGCCACAGAAGCAGCUGCGGAAAUGGGCUUCCGUAUCUAAAGUUGCUAAUUCUUCAAAGAAAUAAACUUAGUGACGUUCCCAAGGGCCUGUGGAAACUGAAGUCAUUACAGAGUUUGGAUCUGUCAUUCAAUGGGAUAUCCCAGAUUGGCGUGUCUGAUUUUCAUAACUGCCUGCGACUGGAGAACCUCUAUUUAAGGAGCAACAAGAUAUUCAGAAUUCAUCCAGAAGCCUUCAAGGACCUCAAAAAAUUACAGGUUGUAGACCUCAGGAGCAACGCUCUGACCGCCAUCCUGCCGAUGAUGAUCAUUGCGCUGGAGCUUCCCCGUCUGGACGCUGACUUGGCGGAUAACCAAUGGCAGUGUGACGCUAGCGUGGCGGUCUUCCAAAACUUCAUUUCCAAACCCUGGAGGAGGAAGUGGGAUGAAAUUUGCAACAAGUCUAUAGGGAGUGAGGAAGCAUCCCGGCAGCCUCCCAGAAGCAGCGUUUCCAGGGAGAUCCAGCUUCCUCACACUAAUUUGAAUCACCUGAAAAGCCUCAGAAGGCACAAAGUGGUGAGGCCCCGGGAAGGAACGUAUAGGCACUUCCCCAUCCUGGAGAACAAGGGCCAUGCCAGCUCUGACACCCGUGAGCAGCAGAGGCGGCUGCCAAGAUGGGUGAGGAGCACCCAGGAUGGGCAAACAGCUGGCGGGAAGGGAGCCACCUCCGCAGACCUCACGCUGGCCAUCUGCUUAUCGGUGUUCAUCACGUUCCUUGUGGCUUUCUGCCUGGGGGCUUUCACAAGGCCUUACGUUGACAGACUGUGGCAAUGGAGAUGCAGAAAGAAAAAACCGAGUUCAGACCUUGUGUAUUGCAAUGAGGGCUACAAUGAGAUGGAAGCUGCAGGAAACAUCCAGCGCCCACGGGUGGAUCUGCACCAUGUUUGCCAUGGCCUAAACCUCUGUGAGAACCAAGACCCUUUCUCGGGGACGGAGGCCACCCCACAGGCUGCUGUCAUUGCUGAUAGGAGCCUGGGAAUGAGCAGAAAGGAGCCUGGCAGCAGGCAGAGCAGGGAACACGGCAAGGACGGUACUGGGGCUGGACGUAGAAAGGAAAAUAGGCUUACAAAUGGCGGCACAGCCUGUUCCGUCACCCGCGGACCACCAAGUGCUGACAGCUAUGCGCUAAUUUCAGCAGAACAGGACCACAUCUGCAGGAAUGAUAUUCUUAGAAAAAUCAAUUAUGAAAGUGAGGCCCAGGAAGAAUCUCUUGGUCAGUAUUCACUGAGGGUCCCUGUGAUAGCUGGCAGAUUACAAACUGGCUCUGGCUCAAUCCACCAGGGUUUGAAUGAGUUAGACCCACCACUGACGAGAUACAUGACAGGUGCCCUCUCUAAAACACAAGCACACAUGGAAGCACAGAGAACUGGAGAGAAUGAGGAAAGGGCACGCACUGAACAGUUGCCUUUGAAGUUUUCUAACGAAAUGCAAGCGAGCGCUUCCAUUAAUUUGCUGAGCACUCGGGGGCAAUCACUCAAGGGAGCCAAGGCUGAGGAAGAACAUUUCACCUACUAUUGUUCGGCCACGCUCAGUGACCUGGCAGAUAUGGACCCAUCCCCAUCAGUCUCUCCUCCAAGAUGGGGCAAUGACCCACAUGUCACUCCUGCUAACGAGGAACCAGUGCAGAAACAUGCUCCUUGGGACACACAGCACGAGUUGGACAUAGACUACGAUUCUGAUUCUGAUGGAGGGUCUUUAUUUACUCUAAGUUCAACAAGUUCAGGAGAUGCAAGAUGUGGGACUGAAGAAGAGGCAGACGGUGAGGAGAGUUGUAGGGCCAGUGAGGAUGAGGACUCAGGGGUGAGGAAGGACAAUGUGACACCAUGUGAGAGUCUUGAGGACAACAUCGCCUUCCAGAAGAGUCAGGAGAAAUGUGAGACUCAGGAGGAUCUUUUUGAAAAACCUCUCAUUUCUAGUUCAGACUCUGAUUUGUACAAGAGUCAUCUGGGAAGCGCCUCCAACACCAAUACACUUGAGAAUCCAUUGACCUUGCCCAGAUCACUGGGCAACAGUCCUUCCAGGGACAAGAUCCCAGACGCAUUCACCUAUGAUUAUGCCUCAGCUCCUCAGUCAGAGGCAACAAAAUGGCACUACUCCCUUACAGACCUAGAAUUUCCCAGCGUGGAUACUUUACCACAAACACCACCAUGUUCUGCUGAAGUUCCCUCGGAUCCUGAUAAGACUGCUUGUCGUGAAAGAGACUUGGACAAUUGUACAUAUGAACCUUUCAUUCAGGAAACAGACACAGAUCCAAACAAUAUUCCCUUGCACAUCCCUUCAGGGGAAAACUUAAGACCCUCACAAGAUUCUGAAGAGGGCAAUGCACAUUCCAACCCACUGGACACUGAUACAAAUGAGGACCAUGGUUUCAGAGAGGUUAUAAGCCAAACACAGCUGUUACCAUUCUGUGGUGAUGAACCAGAUCUUCAGUAUGAAAGAGGAGGAGGGGAAUAA
Molecule: messenger RNA, 2901 nt
Organism: Pteronotus mesoamericanus
Lineage: Eukaryota; Metazoa; Chordata; Mammalia; Chiroptera; Mormoopidae
Gene: LRRC66
Product: leucine rich repeat containing 66
Exons: 4
Coding region: 1-2901 (966 amino acids)
Cellular component (GO): plasma membrane
Molecular function (GO): protein binding
Source: RefSeq, a predicted model, not a curated record